AACCACGUUUUUAUAUGGCGCCCAUGCCUCAGCGCGCUGGGUGUGUGUGUCUUUUUAAGCGUUGCAGUGUCACGAGAACACGUUAAAUAGCUUUAAGUGAGAGGAUAGGUUUAAUUUUGUUUUUGUUAAAAUAUAUAUAUUUAUUUAUAUGUGGAACUGGGUGUUUUCGACAAAGUUUCAAAACGAAAAUGUCUGUAUAUAUGGAUUUAAACAUAAUCGCCAUCAGCGACAAGAAAAGGCUGCAAAACAUUAUAGAGACAGCUGCUCACCUUGGUUACUCCACAGUUGCAAUAAAUUAUGUAGUGGAACCCCAGCAGAAGAAGCAGCAAAUUCCUAAGCCAUUGUCUGCUUCAGAGUUGUGUGAGAAACUCCCCAUAGUACAGGGUAAAUCCAGACCAAUUAAAGUGCUGAACCGGUUGACGGUGGUGGCCACAGAAGCCUCUCACUUUAGGCCGUCCAGUGAAUACAAGAACUUUGACAUUUUGGCCGUGUAUCCCAAAACUGAGAAACUCUUCCAUGCUGCCUGCAUGACAUAUGACGUGGACAUCAUCUCCAUAGCAACGACUGAAAAACAGCCUUUCUAUUGCAAAAGGUCACCAGUAAAUGGGGCAAUCGAAAGGGGGGUGUUUUUUGAGAUAAGCUACACAGCGGCCAUCAGAGACUCCACCAUGAAGAAAUACACAAUCGCAAAUGCCAUCAACCUAGUGGAUGUGUGCAAGGGAAAGAAUGUCAUUCUGACGAGUGGAGUGGAGAAUCCCCUUGAGUUACGUGGACCAUAUGACAUCGCCAAUCUUGGGCUAGUGUUCGGUCUCUCUGAAGGGGACGCGAAAGCUGCAGUCUCCACAAACUGCCGAUCCGUUAUACUGCAUGGAGAGACCCGUAUGACAGCGUUGGGUAUUAUUCACAUGAUGAUGAAGAAGAAGAAGAGCCAACCACCCAUCGAGCAGCCAGAGGAAGAAACUCCAGCUGUAAAGAGGGCCAAAACUGAAACACUUUAGUUCAGAUUUCAAGUUGGAACAUAAUAGCGGUUCAUUUUUGUUUAGUCUGCCAAUUGAGUUACAGUAUUCAUCCAGACACUGGUUUUCAGUUUUUGGGAUCAGGAUGUGUUUUGCCUGAACUGCUGGCUCUGUAUUGAUUCAGAUUUGACAUCAUUUCUGAUCCACUGAUGUGUUUAAUGCUUGUGGGAAAAUGACACACAACAGUGAUUUUGAGCAUAUCAAAUAGAUUUAAAUUAUGUUGUCAUUAGUCCUGCAAUAUUUGUCAGAUCUUAGCAGCAGUUUGCAAAGAGUCAGCCUGAUCACUAUGAGGAUCAGUAUCUGUUCAUGAAUUGCUUAUCUUAAUGCCUUGAAAAGAAUAAUAAUGGAACUGAUGGUGUCCUAGUUUAAGAGCUGUAUUUUUGGUCAGUUAUCAAUAAAUGUCAUGGAACUAC
This is a messenger RNA of Ictalurus punctatus (channel catfish), 1429 nucleotides long. RefSeq names its product ribonuclease P/MRP 30 subunit (gene rpp30). Bases 189 to 998 code for a protein of 269 amino acids. The record is from RefSeq and is a predicted model, not a curated record. Gene Ontology annotation, molecular function: structural constituent of ribosome; RNA binding. Gene Ontology annotation, cellular component: ribosome; nucleolar ribonuclease P complex. Gene Ontology annotation, biological process: translation; tRNA processing. The transcript is spliced from 11 exons. Lineage: Eukaryota; Metazoa; Chordata; Actinopteri; Siluriformes; Ictaluridae.